Oldenlandia corymbosa var. corymbosa is the source of this 1443-nucleotide messenger RNA. NCBI's taxonomy places the organism in Eukaryota, Viridiplantae, Streptophyta, Magnoliopsida, Gentianales, Rubiaceae. The record is from the annotation of a GenBank genome assembly.
AAAUAAUCAACGGCCAAAAUUCUUCUUUCAAUGGCUUUAUGUGGAUCCAAAGGCCAGCAAAAUAUGCAAUUAAUUAGGAUUAUAUACUUUUAUUUGCAAUUUCCAGCUGAUUACAAUUUACAUUUUAAAUUUAAUUUAUUAGACACAUUCCACACACACACACACACACACACACAGAGCUCAAAGACAACGCCACUGAACCCUUGUUCCUCCUGUGUCCUUCUCCACCGCUUCCUCUUUCCUGUUAAUUUCAGCUCCGAAAAUGGUGAAGGGUCCUGGUCUUUACACCGAUAUCGGCAAGAGAGCUCGGGAUCUUUUGUACCGGGAUUAUCAGGGCGACCACAAAUUUACCCUCACCACUUACACUGCAAAUGGAGUGGCCAUUACAUCAUCAGGAACCAAAAAGGGUGAGUUCUUUUUGGCUGAUGUGAACACCCAGCUGAAGAACAAAAAUAUCACAACCGACUUAAAAGUGGAUACUAACUCCAAAGUUUUUGCUACCAUCACUGUUGAUGAGCCUGCACCUGGACUGAAGACAAUCUUUAGCUUUACUGUCCCAGAUCAAAAAUCUGGAAAGGUGGAACUCCAAUAUUUGCAUGAGUAUGCUGGUAUUAGCACCAGCAUAGGACUCACUGCCAGCCCAAUUGUGAAUUUUGCUGGGGUUGCUGGAAAUAACAAGCUCGCCAUUGGAACGGAUCUUGCUUUUGACACUGCCACUGGAAACUUCACCAAAUAUAAUGCUGGACUAAGUUAUACCAAUUCUGAUCUUAUUGCUUCAUUGAUCUUGAAUGACAAAGGUGACACUCUCACUGCUUCAUAUUACCACAGCGUUAGUCCAUUGACCAACACAGCUGUUGGAGCAGAGUUGAGCCAUGGCUUCUCAAGUAAUGAAAAUACCCUCACGAUCGGGACACAACACUCUUUAGACCCACUGACGACAGUUAAGGCUAGGGUGAACAACUAUGGUAAGGCAAGUGCUCUCAUCCAACACGAAUGGCGUCCAAAGUCCCUCUUUACCAUUUCCGGUGAAGUUGACACCAGGGCCAUUGAAAAAAGUGCGAAGAUUGGGUUGGCUGUUGCUCUCAAGCCUUGAGUAAAAUGGUUUGACAUGGAAUUCAGCAAAAUCGGGCUAUGUUUGUGUAUGACGCAGAGAGAAUAAUGUAGGUCCAAAAAAAAUCCAGUGCAUCUUUCAUUUUCUGAUGAACUAUUUAUGCGGUUGAAUUGGCUUUCUCAUUCAAUGACAAUUUCGCCAUCUAAUCAAAGCCAUGAUGGCUUUUGUAACCCUAUUUUGAUUGAUACAUUUUGAUGGUGGUGGUUUAUUGAACCCUGGACCAAGUUUUCAUCAUUGCUCUAAUUUGGUUAGCCACCAAUUUAUAAUUCUUAUAGAUCUGCAUUUUUACUACUUUCCCAAACAUUUGAUUCACAAUAGUAAAACAAAUUCCG